Molecule: messenger RNA, 1033 nt
Organism: Cucurbita pepo subsp. pepo (vegetable marrow)
Lineage: Eukaryota; Viridiplantae; Streptophyta; Magnoliopsida; Cucurbitales; Cucurbitaceae
Product: early nodulin-like protein 18
Cellular component (GO): plasma membrane
Molecular function (GO): electron transfer activity
Source: RefSeq, a predicted model, not a curated record
UACAUACAUCCCUCUGGCAGAGCCAAAAUCUCUCUCGGUUUCCAGUUCACGAAUCCCUAGAAGAAUUAAUGGAACAGAGGAAGUACAGAGCCGAUCUUCUUCCGUCUCCCUUCCUUCUCGUCCUCAUUUUCCUCUCCCUUUCCGGCCGAUCUCUCGUUAACGCCUACCAGAACUACACCGUCGGUGAUUCCCUCGGUUGGUUCGAUGAAUUGGAGAAACCUGCCGUCGAUUACCAGAACUGGACCGUUGGCAAGACCUUCAGCCUCGGCGAUUUUCUAAUUUUCAACACGGACAACAAUCACUCAGUUGUGCAAACUUACAAUUUCACUACAUACAACCUUUGCGACUAUGACGACGCAUCGGAAGACGACACGACGGAAUGGUCCGCCGCCGACCCAUCCGCGACCACUCCUCACGCUGUGACGGUGGCCGUGCCGCUGGUGAAAGAAGGGGCCAACUAUUUCUUCUCCGGGCACUACGACGGUGAACAAUGCCAAAAUGGGCAACAUUUCAAAAUAAAUGUCACUCAUGGACAGGGCCUUCCGAAGAGCUUGGGAGACUCUUCCGACGAAGCUCCAGCUCCGGUAGUUCCCGACUCGGGCGACCGAACCGAAUCAGCACCCGACACCAUCGUCCCUUCCAGUUUCGACAAUCCCAGAAACGACGUCGCUGAUAAUGAUAGCGACAAGAAGGAAAGUUCAGGUUCCAUUUCGCUAGUGUCGCUUCACUUCAAGUUUAACGAGUUUUUCUUCUUGUUAGUUGGUACUGCUUGCAUAUUUCUUUUUACAGAGUGAUUUUGUUUUUACUUUUAUCGAUUUUUUUAUUUAAUUAUUGCUGUUUUUAAUAUUCAAAUAAUAUGGGUCUUUUUACUCGGAUAUCAGGUGAUAUAUAGUUAGCUUUAUAUAUAUAUAUAUAUAUAUAUACAUAUAUACAUAUAGGUUUUAUUUAGGAUUUUCUACCCUCUUUUGUGCAUUUAAUACAAAAUAUAUCUGUAAUAAUGGCUUUAUAUAAUUGUUAGUGAAACUAUUUUAAU